Molecule: messenger RNA, 1264 nt
Organism: Lagopus muta (rock ptarmigan)
Lineage: Eukaryota; Metazoa; Chordata; Aves; Galliformes; Phasianidae
Gene: ADCK5
Product: aarF domain containing kinase 5
Source: RefSeq, a predicted model, not a curated record
CCUAUGGCUCAUUAUGGGAUGUCCUAUGGCUCUCAUUAUGGGAUGUCCUAUGGCUCAUUAUGGGAUGUCCUAUGGCUCUCAUUAUGGGAUGUCCGAUCCGAGCAGCUAUUAUGGGCUGUUGCAGGCUCCCGGUGCUGCUCCCCGUCGCCGUGGUUGUUGCCGUUCCCUUCGGCUGUUACUUCGGAUCUGCUCCCCCCAACGACGGCGCCUGCGGCUGCUCCUGGGGGGCGUGGGGCGAUUCGCCAGAUCGCUGGCUGUUGGAGUGGGGAUCUCUGUGGAUUAUUGGUGGACAGAGCAUGUGGAGCUGUGGGGUGUGGAGGAGGGCAGCCCCUCCUUCGAGGCGGCCAUGGCGCGGUGCCACGAGCGCGGCGCCGAGCGUCUCCUGCAGGGGGCGCUGCGGAACGGCGGUCUGUACGUGAAGCUGGGCCAGGGGCUGUGCGCCAUGGGGCACAUCCUGCCCCCCCAGUACCCCAACGUGCUGCGCAGGCUGGAGGACUGCGCCCUGCCCCAGAGGCUGCAGCAGGUGGACGAGCUGUUCCUGGAGGAUUUCCACAGCCCGACGUCGGCGCUGUUCCGGGACUUUGAGUACCAGCCCAUGGCUGCCGCCAGCCUGGCCCAGGUGCACAGGGCCACCCUCAGGGAUGGGACCCCCGUGGCUGUCAAGGUGCAGCACAUCGACCUGCGCGAUCGCUUUGCGGGCGACAUGCGGACGCUGGAGCUGCUGCUGCGCAUCGUGGAGUUCAUGCACCCCAGCUUCGGCUUCAGCUGGGUGCUGCAGGACCUGCGUGGGACGCUGGCAGAGGAGCUGGACUUCGAGCACGAGGGGAGGAACGCGGAGCGCUGCGCCAGGGACCUGCAGCACCUGGGCUUCGUUGUGGUGCCGCGAGUGCAUUGGGAGCUGAGCAGCAAGCGUGUGCUCACGGCUGACUUCUGUGAUGGCUGCAAAAUCACCAACUUGGAGGGGAUCCGACAGCAGGGGCUGCACCCACGUGAUGCCGCUGCCAAACUGAUCCGGGUUUUCGCGGAGCAAAUCUUCUACACCGGGUUCAUCCAUGCUGACCCACAUCCAGGGAACGGUGAUGCUGUGUGCGCCGCCGGCCCCGAUGGCAGCGCGCAGUUGGUGCUGUUGACCAACGGCCUCUACGAGACCCUGAGCGAGAGGGAUCGGAGCGCGCUGUGCCAGCUGUGGCGCGCGGUCGUGCUGCGGGAUGACGACGCCAUGAGGAGCCACUCGGCCGCCCUGGGUGUCAAAGGUGGGCCUUAA